AUGUUCCGCGUCGAACUCCUCCCGGACUCCGGGGCAGCCGCCCAGCCUGGUUGGACCUAUGUGGCCGACCGGGGCUUCGACCCCUCCAAAGCCGCCAUGGCCCCGACACUCGGCCGCAAACGCGGCAUCCGCGAUGCCGGCAAAGGCGGCGACAUCUCUUCGCGACGAGCGAAUGCCAUCGUCCGCCACCUAGCUGAGCUGGACCGUGAAAACCAACGCGACGUACAAAUAUCCAUUCCCGUCAAGCAAGCGAAGGAGGCUGGUUCGCGCGGCACGCGAGCAAAGACAACCUCGAACGUGCGCCGCAUCCUUCAAUCCCAAAAGACAUUCCGAAAUCACCUUGACGAUGAGGAGGCCGCAAUCGCCGCUGGAGGAGGUGGGGUUAGUGCAGCACUGGGCAGUGGCAACAUGGCCGCGGCGACAGCCAAGAGCAGAGCUGCAGCCGUAGCUGUAGCGAGACGAAGUUCAACACCGGCCUCGACGCCGGCAUCGAAGAAGCGCACAGCUGCUACAGUGAAUGCUGCCUCAACACCCACACCGGCGCCCUCCCAAAUCGAAACGACAGACGCCGAAGCCGAGAACGCUGAUGAUGAACCAAAGCCGAAACUCAUCAAGACGGAAUAUGAUAACGAUCCCCUGCUACGCUCAUUCGCACCAACAAUGCCAUCUGAACGAAUCAUGCAGCGGCUCCUUGCCGAACCACCUCUUCCUACAACGCUUCGCGCACGGGACCACCAAUGUCCGCACGGCCACCGCGAGCGUUCUGUUGCAUGUGUGGAUACUGGGGCAAGAUUCGGUGCAAGAGCUGUCAUCUGCGGACGUGUGGACUUGAUUGUUAUCGAGUGCAUGAGGACUCUCGGUGUGGAGCGUUCUUCUAGAGCUGGGACGAAUGCUCGCUUGUAUACUACUGAGACUAGCUUCGGCUUUGUUCUCUUCUUUACGACUGUAUGA
This is a messenger RNA of Penicillium maclennaniae, 951 nucleotides long. Its product is annotated as putative HIT finger domain protein. The record is from RefSeq and is a predicted model, not a curated record. Gene Ontology annotation, cellular component: Swr1 complex. Gene Ontology annotation, biological process: chromatin remodeling. Gene Ontology annotation, molecular function: nucleosome binding. Lineage: Eukaryota; Fungi; Ascomycota; Eurotiomycetes; Eurotiales; Aspergillaceae. The transcript has a single exon. The coding region runs from base 1 to 951 and encodes 316 amino acids.